AUGACCUCGACUGGACUCCCUUCCGAUUCUUCCAUCCAAAAAGGCUUCAAUGGAGCAAUCAUAACUCUGGAGCGGCACAUCCCACCCUACGUCUUCGCCUUCGAAAUCACCUUCCAUCUCGACAAGUGGCCUUCAUUCCUCAAGAAUCUCAAGCCCCCAAAACAUUUUCAUCCACAUCAGGAAGAGUACAUAGAAGUCCUGGAAGGAGAGCUGUGCGUGGAUGUUGGGAAUCAACAGUACACACUGACCUCCCAGAGUGGGCGAUUCUGCAUUCGUCCAUGGGUGAAUCAUCGGUUGUAUCCGCCUCCGUUUCCUCCACAGCAACAGUCACUCCUUGAGAGUAGCCAUGACGAUGAGACGAUCGGAGGUCGUGGGAUAAUACGAUUUCUGUUAUCUGGGCAAGAUACUCCCGAAACAUUCAAGCUUGAUAUGCUCUUUUUCAUGAAUUGGUACGGAUAUCAGGAGGAGACUGUAGUUGUGGGGAAGAGUGUCGAUAUUCUGCAGGUUAUGUCGAUGUUCGAUGCUGGGGGCUCCUAUCUAUCACUACCGGAGUGGGUGCCCUUCGGAUCCGUUAUAGCCGUGGGGAUGGGGAUUACCCUCGGCCGUUGGCUGGGAGGUUUACUUGGGUAUCAGCCUUACCAUCGCAAAUGGACCCGGAACAGCGAUUGGGAUCUGGCGUGCGAUCGGAUGAAUAAAUCUCUAUUCCAAAGGCGGUUUGCUACGAAUGAGAAGAAAAGGGAUUGA
Messenger RNA from Aspergillus welwitschiae, 744 nucleotides. RefSeq lists its product as uncharacterized. Lineage: Eukaryota; Fungi; Ascomycota; Eurotiomycetes; Eurotiales; Aspergillaceae. The record is from RefSeq and is a predicted model, not a curated record. The transcript has 3 exons. The coding region runs from base 1 to 744 and encodes 247 amino acids.